This is a messenger RNA of Aspergillus steynii IBT 23096, 795 nucleotides long. Its product is annotated as glutathione S-transferase family protein. Bases 1 to 795 code for a protein of 264 amino acids. The transcript has 3 exons. The record is from RefSeq and is a predicted model, not a curated record. Lineage: Eukaryota; Fungi; Ascomycota; Eurotiomycetes; Eurotiales; Aspergillaceae.
AUGGAAUCCUCCAAAUCCCCAUCCCUCACGCUCUUUCGCGGGUUUCCAGAGACCGGAUGCUACACCUGGUCUCCUUUUGUCACCAAGUUGGAAGCCCGCUUGCGUUUCUCCGGGUUGCCAUAUUCCGUCGAGCAAGGCUCUGUGCGCCUUGCGCCUCGAGGGAAGAUCCCGUACGUGGCGCUUGCGGAGAGCCACAAUCCCUCGGGCGGCAGCACGCCCCAGAUCAUCGGCGACUCAACUCUGAUCACGAAAACACUGGUACGCAGCGGGUUGGUGGCGGACCUGGAUGCCGGCCUGCCGCCGACAGAGAAGCUCAAUGAUCUUGCGCUCAAGGCGCUGCUGGAGGACAAACUGUAUUUCUACCAGUCCUACGAAAAAUGGAUUCAGAACUUCUAUACCAUGCGCGGCAAGAUCCUGGCCGGACUGCCAUGGCCCAUGCAGGUCCUCGUGGGCCAUCUGAUUCACCGCAAAAAUACCCGCACCUUGCAAGGUCAAGGUACGCUGACCCUCUCGGACGACGAGAUUGCCACCUUCCGACACGAAAUCUGGGAGAGUAUCAAUGCCGCCGUCGUGGCCGCUCGGUCACGGAGUAGCGAUGGCAAUGGUCCAUUUUGGAUCUGGGCCGGCGAGACGCCCACCGAGGCUGACGCGGUGCUGUUCGGAUUCGUCACCUCCGGCCUAAUAUGCUAUGCGGCCCCGGAGACUCAACAGAUCAUCCGAAGCUUUCCAGCCGUAGUCGACUACGCGAGGAGAAUUCACGACCGGUACUUCCCCGAUUAUGUGUUGUGGGAAUAG